This is a messenger RNA of Trifolium pratense (red clover), 2161 nucleotides long. RefSeq names its product beta-glucuronosyltransferase GlcAT14B. Lineage: Eukaryota; Viridiplantae; Streptophyta; Magnoliopsida; Fabales; Fabaceae. The transcript has 5 exons. Gene Ontology annotation, cellular component: membrane. The coding region runs from base 443 to 1735 and encodes 430 amino acids. The record is from RefSeq and is a predicted model, not a curated record. Gene Ontology annotation, molecular function: glucuronosyltransferase activity.
ACAUAGCAUUGGUAAUUAGCAAGUUAAAGUUCCUAAAUAAAUGGAACCACAUUGUCUAGUACUACACGUUCAAUACAUUACAUUACAUUACAUAACAUAACAUUAACAUAAUCUACAACAACAAGAAACUCCUUUUCCUUCUUUUAAUAAUAAAUUUCUGAUGUAUCAUGAUUCAUGAUGUUGUUGUGUAUGUAACUUGUGUUGUUUUCCACUUCUAUACAUUAGAGUUAGACCCUUUUUCUCUCUCUCUCUCUCCUACAAUUUCUUUGUUCUUUUCAAACGUGGACGCUUCUUCCAUCACAAAAACAGAAAAUAGUCAAAGGCUAAAAGAUUAUUGAGAAUUUUGAAGAUAUAUAUGAAAAGGGUCAAUUUUGGAGGUAACAACAAUUGUGUUUGUUGUGUUUUUGAUGUUUGAAUGAUUCAUGGAAUGUAGAAUUAAUCCAUGAAGAUGAUGAUGGGAAUCUUAAACUUCGAAAAGAAAUGGAUAUUACCUCUUUUUGUUACUUCUGCUUUUUGUAUGCUUUUUCUAGCAACAACCUUUAACAUGGGACUUGUUUCAUCAAUUCAUUCAAUAAAUUCACUUUUCUUUUUUCUACCAUCACACACAAAUAGAAACCAAACAUCUUCACUUGUUUUUGUUGAGAGAAAGAUUACACCUGUUCCGGCUCCCGCUAAGCCUCCUCCUCCGACCCCUCCAACCCCUCGUUUUGCUUAUUUGAUUUCGGGUUCUAAAGGCGAUUUGGAAAAGCUUUGGAGAACUCUUCAUGCACUUUACCAUCCGUUGAAUCAUUAUGUUGUUCAUUUGGACCUUGAAUCGCCGUUGGAAGAACGGUUGGAACUUGCUUCUAGGAUUGAAAAACAGCAUAUUUUCAAAGAGGUUGGGAAUGUUUAUGUAAUCCCAAAGUCUAAUAUGGUUACUUAUCGUGGACCGACGAUGGUUGCUAAUACGCUACAUGCUUGUGCUAUUUUGCUCAAGAGAACUAAAGAUUGGGAUUGGUUUAUUAAUCUUAGUGCUUCUGAUUAUCCUCUUGUCACUCAAGAUGAUCUGUUAUAUGCUUUCACAAAUUUAGAUAGAAACCUUAACUUCAUCGAGCACACAAGUCGGUUAGGAUGGAAGCUGGAUAAACGGGCGAUGCCGAUAAUAGUAGAUCCCGGACUUUACCAGUCAACCAAGCAGGAUGUAUUUUGGGCCAAUCCUAAGAGACCUUUGCCGACGGCGUUUAAGUUAUUCACCGGUUCAGCAUGGAUGGUUUUAUCGCAUGACUUUGUCGAGUUUGUUGUUUGGGGUUGGGAUAAUCUACCAAGAACCCUUCUCAUGUACUACACAAAUUUUCUCUCUUCCCCCGAAGGCUACUUUCAAACCGUCGCGUGUAAUAUUCCCGAAUUAUCUAAAACCGUUGUUAAUAGUGACUUACAUUAUAUUUCAUGGGACGUCCCUCCUAAACAACACCCUCACGUCCUUAACAUAAACGACACAGACAAAAUGAUUGCGAGCGGUGCCGCCUUCGCUAGAAAAUUCAAACAAGACGAUCCCGCCAUGGAUUUGAUUGAUAAAAAGUUUCUUCGUAAGAGACAUGGACUAUUCACUUUUGGUGGUUGGUGUUCCGGUAAACCAAAAUGUACCGAGGUUGGGAACAUUUAUAAACUCAAACCCGGUCCGGGGGCUCAAAGGCUUCAACAACUUCUAGCCGGACUAACAUCGAAAGCUAAAUCUGGUGAGGAUCAGUGUAAAUAGAUCCUAUUGGGAAAUUUCAUGAUUGGAGAUUAUUCAAGGUUAUUUUUAUAGCCAAAGAUUCAUGCACCUAGUUGGAAUGAGGUUGAAGUGCAAUUGCAUUUCAUUCAUAAUAUAUAAGCUUGAUGUUCAUUAAAAAAGGCAUUGAUUUAGCUAUAGGUUAUAGUUGCUUCCAUAUAAAAGUACCUAUGAUGGUUUAAGGGUCAUAUUUUAUUUUUGUAGGUCCUUUGACAUAGAGGUUACAUCAUUUUUUGGAAGCAUCAUGGUCAAGGAAUUUUAUAGUUCUUUUUUGUUGUAUAAUUUUUGUUACUUUAUACAUCAUGUUUCAUGAUCUUUAUGCAUUCUUACAUAUAAGUGAAUUUUGAAGCAUUGUAUUUUAGGCUCAAAUAGAGCCAGAAACUAUGCAAGAUAUUUCUUAAAUUGUCACUC